CAGCCCCAGCAUCCCCGCUCCGCUGAAAUAGCCACUGGAGAAGGAGGGCAAGGAGAGGAGGGGAGAAGAGGGCACAGGGAAGAAAGAGGGAGGUAAAAGCGGAUCCUUGUAGCCCACCGUGCUGCGCCAGUGUCAGUCUAGAAAAGUGGGGGGGAGAGCCACCCCCUUGGGAGAGGAUUCGCAGACAAAGGAAGCUUCAUGUUCAAAGGGCCAGUGGAGAGCAAAAACGAAGCAGCCAUGUCUGAGCUGGUCCCAGAGACACGACAAAAACCAGUUGUACCGAUGAAACCCAUGGGCAUUAAUGCCAAUUUGCUGGGCUACAUUGGUAUUGACACCAUCAUUGAGCAGAUGCGCAAGAAAACCAUGAAGACAGGUUUCGACUUCAACAUCAUGGUUGUAGGUCAGAGUGGACUGGGAAAGUCAACGUUGGUGAAUACCCUCUUCAAAUCCCAGGUGAGCCGCAAAUCUUCUGGCUGGAACCGGGAGGAGAAGAUCCCCAAAACAGUGGAGAUCAAAGCCAUUGGGCAUGUCAUUGAAGAAGGUGGUGUCAAAAUGAAGCUGACAGUGAUCGACACGCCAGGAUUUGGGGAUCAGAUCAACAAUGAGAACUGCUGGGAGCCUAUUGAGAAAUACAUCAACGAGCAAUAUGAAAAAUUUUUGAAAGAGGAGGUGAAUAUUGCAAGGAAGAAACGAAUUCCAGACACGCGAGUGCACUGCUGCCUCUACUUCAUCUCCCCCACGGGCCACUCCCUGCGGCCUUUGGACCUGGAGUUCAUGAAACAUCUCAGCAAGGUAGUGAACAUCAUCCCAGUUAUUGCCAAGGCUGACACCAUGACCUUGGAGGAGAAGACCGAAUUCAAACAAAGAGUGCGCAAAGAGCUAGAAGUAAAUGGGAUCGAGUUUUACCCCCAGAAAGAAUUCGAUGAGGACUUGGAAGAUAAAACAGAGAACGACAAAAUCAGGCAGGAAAGCAUGCCCUUCGCAGUAGUGGGCAGCGACAAGGAGUACCAAGUGAAUGGCAAAAGAGUCCUGGGCAGGAAAACACCUUGGGGAAUCAUUGAAGUGGAAAACCUCACUCACUGUGAAUUUGCCCUACUUCGAGAUUUUGUCAUCAGGACCCACCUUCAGGACCUAAAAGAAGUGACCCACAACAUCCACUAUGAGACCUACAGGGCCAAGCGGCUGAAUGACAACGGAGGGCUGCCCCCCAUGACUGUCGAGACAGAGGAAAACCAUGAAAGUAACCUGUGAAUGACACCCCACUCCCCCUCCGCUGUCACCUGGUGUCUCU
Tauraco erythrolophus (red-crested turaco) is the source of this 1291-nucleotide messenger RNA. RefSeq names its product septin 3 (gene SEPTIN3). Lineage: Eukaryota; Metazoa; Chordata; Aves; Musophagiformes; Musophagidae. Gene Ontology annotation, molecular function: GTP binding. The record is from RefSeq and is a predicted model, not a curated record.